UGUUGAUCCUAGAAAUAUCAGGUGUCGAUACGUGGAGCUGCAAAUCCACUAGGUUUUCCUGCCUGGUGCCUAAGCUGAGGAACUGCUUUUUUGUGACCACAGAGGUUUUGUAUUAAAUUUCUUGACAUUUUUCUUUUUUACCAUUUUGGAUUUGUAGUACAGUUUUUUUAAUUCUCCUCCUUUGGUUUGAAAUGAGGAUCUUUGUAAUUUUGUAACACAAUUUGUACCAGGUGUGGGUGUGUGUAGCCCUGUUCAAGGAACUUUAUUCAGAAUCAAGCUUGGAAAGGGGAGAAUCCAGCUGUGAUUGUGAGAGAGCACACCCUUCAUCCACAAUGUGGACUUUUCUGGGCAUUGCCUCUUUCAUCUAUGUCUAUAAGAAAUGUGGAGAUUUGCUGAAUUAUGCCAACAAGGAGGUCCUUAUUUCCAUGCUGGUGUUCUCUCUUGGUUUGCUGCUGUCCUAUCGGUACCGGACAUGGGGACUAAAGCAACAGAAGCACAGGCAACCCCAUUGUGGAAUGCUGUCUAAUUUUCUUGCCACUGUGCCUCUCCUUGGUUUUUUCUGGACUAAAUUCCACACAGGCUCUCCAAAGGUGUUGAAACCGAAAUCCAAAGAGGAUAAAAGGGAAGUUGGUACCUCACCUGUGAGCACAAUUGAGACAACUACUGGUUCAACUCUCACCCCUCCGUGUGAUCCAGAAGUUAUAAUUGUGGGAUCUGGUGUGCUUGGCUCUGCUUUGGCAGCAGUACUGGCAAGGGAUGGAAGAAAAGUGACAGUAAUUGAGAGGGAUCUGAAGGAACCUGACAGGAUAGUUGGAGAAUUGCUGCAACCAGGAGGAUAUAAUGCUCUGAAAGACCUGGGCCUGGAAGAGGCUGUGGAAGGGAUUGAUGCUCACACAAUAAACGGCUAUGUAGUUCAUGACCUAGAAAGCAAAUCAGAAGUUGAAAUUCCUUACCCAACCAUAACAGAUGGCCAGAUACAGAGUGGAAGAGCGUUCCAUCAUGGGCGUUUCAUCAUGGGUCUCCGAAGGACAGCCAUGGCAGAACCCAAUACAAAAUUCAUUGAAGGAACAGUGACACAGCUGCUUGAAGAAGAUGAAUGUGUUGUUGGAAUUUUAUACAAAGAUAAAGAAACUGGUGUUACAAAGGAGCUCCGUGCACCCCUUACUGUUAUUGCUGAUGGUCUCUUUUCCAAGUUUAGAAAAAAACUUAUCUCCAACCAAGUUAGAGUUCCAUCUCAUUUUGUGGGGUUAAUUUUGAAAAAUUCGCCUCAGUUUAAAGCCAACCAUGCUGAACUUGUUCUGGGGAAUCCUAGUCCAGUACUUAUCUACCAGAUUUCUUCCAAUGAAACCCGAGUCCUUGUUGACAUUCGAGGGGAAAUGCCAAAGAACCUUAAAGAAUACAUGGUUGAACAGAUUUAUCCACAACUACCUGUGCACAUACAGGAGCCUUUCCUAAUAGCUGUGCAGAAUGAUCGCUUGAGAACCAUGCCAGCGAGCUUUUUGGCUCCAUCCCCUGUAAACAAAUCAGGAGUCCUUCUUCUGGGUGAUGCUUACAACAUGAGGCACCCUCUAACAGGUGGAGGAAUGAGUGUUGUUCUGAAUGACAUCAAGAUAUGGAGACACCUGUUGCAGGCCAUUCCAGACCUGUAUGAGGAUUCAGCUAUUCUGGAGGCAAAGAAGUCAUUUUACUGGAAAAGAAGAAAGUCCCAUUCCUUUGUCGUGAACGUCCUUGCUCAGGCGCUUUAUGAAUUAUUUGCUGGGACAGAUGUUUCUCUGCGUCAGUUAAGGAAAGCCUGUUUCCUUUAUUUCAAGCUUGGUGGCGAGUGCGUAUCUGGCCCAAUUGGAUUGCUGUCUGUCUUAUCACCCAAGCCUGUUGUCCUGAUUGGCCACUUCUUUGCUGUUGCCCUCUACGCCGUGUAUUUCUGCUUCAAGUCUGAGUCCUGGAUCACCAAGCCACGAGCGAUUUUCAGCAGCGUUGCUGUGCUGUACCGGGCUUGCUCCGUCAUAUUUCCACUCAUAUACUCUGAAAUAAAGUACCUCACCUAUUAAAUUCGAAAAGACAAAUCCGCAGGAAAAGGAACACAGUAGACUCCCUUCUCUCCUCUCACCCUCCAUUCUUGUGAAUAUGGGAUUGUUCUGUCCC
Lacerta agilis (Sand lizard) is the source of this 2142-nucleotide messenger RNA. RefSeq names its product squalene epoxidase (gene SQLE). The record is from RefSeq and is a predicted model, not a curated record. Gene Ontology annotation, molecular function: squalene monooxygenase activity; flavin adenine dinucleotide binding. The transcript has 11 exons. Gene Ontology annotation, cellular component: membrane; endoplasmic reticulum. The coding region runs from base 333 to 2048 and encodes 571 amino acids. NCBI's taxonomy places the organism in Eukaryota, Metazoa, Chordata, Lepidosauria, Squamata, Lacertidae. Gene Ontology annotation, biological process: sterol biosynthetic process; cholesterol metabolic process.